This is a messenger RNA of Hordeum vulgare subsp. vulgare (domesticated barley), 1290 nucleotides long. Its product is annotated as bifunctional L-3-cyanoalanine synthase/cysteine synthase 2, mitochondrial-like. NCBI's taxonomy places the organism in Eukaryota, Viridiplantae, Streptophyta, Magnoliopsida, Poales, Poaceae. The transcript is spliced from 7 exons. The coding region runs from base 68 to 1126 and encodes 352 amino acids. Gene Ontology annotation, cellular component: cytoplasm. Gene Ontology annotation, molecular function: cysteine synthase activity. The record is from RefSeq and is a predicted model, not a curated record.
CCCUCCUCUCGCUCCCGCACCCAAAACUUCGACACCAACGAUACUCCACACUCCCCCUGCCGCCGGGAUGACCGAGGACGUGCAAAUGGGCGAGCCUCAGGCAGCCCCUCCCCCCGCCGCCGCCGCGGCGGCACCGGCCCCCUCCACCCUCGAAUAUCUGAAGGAGAUCGCCGCGGUGAUCGAGGCGGGGUGGCUCUCGAAGGAGGUACGUCGGAUCUCCCGCGCCGUCCGCCUCACCGGUUUGGACGACACCACCACCAUGUCCACCCACGAAAGGAAGGCCAGGAUCAGCGAAUUCUAUGCCGUGAUAUUCCCCUCCCUCAUGCAACUGGAGCACGGGAUCAGCGACUCCGACGACCGGAGGCAGAGGGCGGUGUGCUCCGAGAGGUACAUGAGGAGAGACGAGCCGGAGGACAGCAAGAGGCCGGUCUCCGAGAUCGAUGCCGAGAUAGAAGAAGAGUGCGGGAUGUGCAUGGAGCUCAACAGCAGGGUCGUGCUGCCCAACUACAGCCACGACAUGUGCAUCAACUUCUACCGUCAAUGGAUUGGGUACAGCACGAUCACCGACGCAGAGGAGAAGGGGUUCAUCGUUCCACUCAAGAGUGUGCUGAUUGAGACAACCGGUGGCAACACAGGCAUUGGGCUGGCCUUCAUGGCUGCUGCCAAGGGUUACAGACUUGUACUCACAAUGCCCGCCUCCAUGAGUAUGGAGAGGAGAAUCAUCCUGAAGGCUUUUGGUGCUGAGCUGAUCCUCACAGACCCACUUUUGGGAAUGAAAGGAGUUGUCCAAAAGUCCGAAGAGCUGGCAAUAAAGACACCCAAUUCAUACAUCCUUCAGCAAUUCGAGAAUGCUGCUAACCCAAAGAUUCACUAUGAGACAACCGGACCUGAAAUCUGGAAAGGCACAGGAGGAAAGAUCGAUGGCCUUGUUUCUGGCAUUGGGAGAGGUGGUACCAUUACUGGAUCUGGAAAAUACCUCAAAGAGCAAAAUCCUAAUAUCAAGAGUAUGAAGUAUAGGAAGAGAUCACGGUCAAAGUCUAAAUGCACUCAUAGGAUCUGCAUAGGAUGUAUCCUCUACUCCUAUCUAUUUAUCAAUAGAAAUCUCUAUGCUUUUCAAGUGUUGUAAUUUGCUAGAGGUUGCUCUUUUCGCCUCUGCAUCACUAGCGUUGUUGCUCAAAACAUGUAAGUAGAGAUCAUUUGACCCAUUUGAAGAUCAAAUUUAUAAUUAGAUACCAUUCUUGAAGAUCUUCAUGAUUUAGAGUGUUAAAUUUGACAUGUUGAUGAUUUCAU